Messenger RNA from Scedosporium apiospermum, 348 nucleotides. RefSeq lists its product as uncharacterized. NCBI's taxonomy places the organism in Eukaryota, Fungi, Ascomycota, Sordariomycetes, Microascales, Microascaceae. The record is from RefSeq and is a predicted model, not a curated record. The transcript has 3 exons. Bases 1 to 348 code for a protein of 115 amino acids. Gene Ontology annotation, molecular function: RNA binding. Gene Ontology annotation, cellular component: spliceosomal tri-snRNP complex; pICln-Sm protein complex; U2 snRNP. Gene Ontology annotation, biological process: spliceosomal snRNP assembly; RNA processing.
AUGACUUCUACGAUCGGAAUCCCCAUCAAGCUUCUCAAUGAAGCUCAGGGCCAUAUCGUGACCCUAGAGAUUACCUCUGGCCAAACCUACCGUGGCAAGCUAAUAGAAGCCGAAGACAACAUGAACGUCCAGUUAAAAGACAUAACCGUUACCGCCCGCGACGGCCGCGUCAGCCAUCUCGACCAAGUCUACAUCCGAGGCUCUCACGUGCGCUUCUUCAUCGUACCAGACAUGCUGCGCAACGCCCCCAUGUUCAAGAGUAGGAAUGUGCGCGGUAGAGGUGUUGGUCUCGCGAGAGGUAGGGCUACGGUUAGCAGGGCGCGUGCGAGCGCGAGGGGUGGGAGGUGA